Messenger RNA from Balaenoptera musculus (blue whale), 4574 nucleotides. Its product is annotated as protocadherin alpha-C2. Gene Ontology annotation, molecular function: calcium ion binding. Lineage: Eukaryota; Metazoa; Chordata; Mammalia; Artiodactyla; Balaenopteridae. The record is from RefSeq and is a predicted model, not a curated record. Gene Ontology annotation, cellular component: plasma membrane. Gene Ontology annotation, biological process: homophilic cell-cell adhesion. The transcript has 4 exons. The coding region runs from base 120 to 2972 and encodes 950 amino acids.
AGUGGAAAACCUCUAGUGAAUUCUCCCGCAAUAGAAGGCCGUAAAAUUAGACCUUGAGAGGCAUUUGAGGUAAGGUAGUCUAUAUACUUCAGAUAUCUCUGAAGGCUUUUGAGUGUACCAUGCUGUUUUCCUGGAGAGGAGGCCCAGGAGCUCGGCUUUUGCUACUCUCGCUUCUGUUCCUUGUAGUCUGGGUGGCGGGGAGCGGCCAGGUCCACUACUCGGUUCCGGAGGAGGCCAAACACGGAACUUUCGUGGGCCGCAUAACGCAGGACCUGGGGCUGGAGCUGGCGGAGCUGGUGCCGCGUCUCUUCCGGGUGGCAUCCAAAGGCCGCGGGGACCUUCUGGAGGUAAAUCUGCAGAAUGGCAUUUUGUUUGUGAAUUCUCGGAUCGACCGGGAGGAGCUGUGCGGGCGGAGCGCGGAGUGCAGCAUCCACCUGGAGGUGAUCGUGGAUAGGCCGCUGCAGGUGUUCCAUGUGGAGGUGGAAGUUACAGAUAUUAACGACAACCCGCCUGUGUUCCCUGAAAGUGAAAAAAGAAUAAUCAUUGCUGAAUCUAGACCUCCGGAAACUCGGUUCCCACUAGAUGGCGCAUCUGAUGCAGAUAUUGGAGUAAACUCCGCCUUGACCUACCGAGUCUAUCCCAACGAUUAUUUCACUUUGGACACACAAAACAACCGUGAACAAAUGUCUUCGUUAUCACUUGUGUUAAGGAAAUCACUGGACAGAGAGGAAAUUCAGGAACAUAGUUUAUUAUUGACAGCUAGUGAUGGAGGCAAACCCGAGCUGACCGGCACAGUUCAGCUGCUGAUUACAAUCCUGGAUGUGAAUGAUAACGCCCCAGAAUUUGAUCACUUAAUUUAUAAAGUGAGAAUGUUAGAGAAUGCAUUUAAUGGAACAUUAGUGAUCAAACUAAAUGCCACAGACCCUGAUGAUGGGACAAAUGCAGACAUAAUCUACUCAUUUAGAAGACCUGUAUCGCCUGCAGUAUUAUAUGCGUUUUCCAUAAAUCCCGGCAGCGGAGAAAUUCGGACAAAAGGUAAAUUGGAUUUCGAAGAAAAGAAAUCGUAUGAAAUAUCCGUGGAAGCAAUUGACAAGGGGAAUAUUCCAAUGGCGGGUCAUUGUACCAUUUUGGUGGAAAUAGUAGAUAUAAAUGAUAACGCCCCAGAAGUUACCGUCACUUCUUUGGCUCUUCCGAUGCGAGAGGACGCUCAAGUGGGCACUGUCAUCGCCUUGAUCAGCGUGUCCGACCGUGACUCCGGCGCCAACGGGCAGGUAACCUGCUCCCUGAUGCCCUACAGCCCCUUCAAGCUGGUGUCCACCUUCAAGAAUUACUAUUCACUAGUGCUUGACAGCGCCUUGGACCACGAGAGCGCGGCGAACUAUGAGGUGGUGGUGACAGCGCGGGACGCGGGCUCGCCUUCCCUGUCGGCCACAGCCAGCGUGUCCGUGGAGGUGGCCGACGUGAACGACAACGCGCCCGCGUUCGCGCAGCCCGAGUACACGGUGUUGGUGAAGGAGAACAACCCGCCCGGCUGCCACAUCUUCACGGUGUCGGCGCGGGACGCGGACGCGCAGGAGAACGCGCUGGUGUCCUACUCGCUGGUGGAGCGGCGGGUGGGCGAGCGAGCGCUGUCGAGCUACGUGUCGGUGCACGCGGAGAGCGGCAAGGUGUACGCGCUGCAGCCGCUGGACCACGAGGAGCUGGAGCUGCUGCAGUUCCAGGUGAGCGCGCGCGACGCGGGCGUGCCGCCUCUGGGCAGCAACGUGACGCUGCAGGUGUUCGUGCUGGACGAGAACGACAACGCGCCCGCGCUGCUGCUGCCCGGGCCGGGCGGCGGGGCGGGCGCGCUGAGCCAGCGGGUGGCUCGAUCGGUGGGCGCGGGCCACGUGGUGGCGAAGGUGCGCGCGGUGGACGCGGACUCGGGCUACAACGCGUGGCUGUCGUACGAGCUGCAGCCGGCGGCGAGUGGCGCGCGCAGCCCGUUCCGCGUGGGGCUGUACACGGGCGAGAUCAGCACGACGCGCGCCCUGGACGAGGCGGACGCGCCGCGCCAGCGCCUGCUGGUGCUGGUGAAGGACCACGGCGAGCCGGCGCUGACGGCCACGGCCACCGUGCUGCUGUCGCUGGAGGACAGCGGCCAGGCGCCCAAGGCCUCUUCGCGGGCGUCGACGGGCGCCGCUGGCGCGGAGGCCGCUCUGGUGGAUGUGAACGUGUACCUGAUCAUCGCCAUCUGCGCGGUGUCCAGCCUGUUGGUGCUCACGCUGCUGCUGUACACGGCGCUGCGGUGCUCGGCGCCGCCCAGCGAGGGCGCGUGCGGGCCCGGGAAGCCCACGCUGGUGUGCUCCAGCGCGGUGGGGAGCUGGUCUUACUCGCAGCAGAGGCGGCAGAGGGUGUGCUCUGGGGAGGGGCCGCCCAAGGCAGACCUCAUGGCCUUCAGCCCCAGCCUUCCUCCUUGUCUGAGUUCUGCAGAGGUAACAGGUGAAAUAGAACCAGAUUCAGAACAGUUGAAAGAGCCCCGACAACCCAACCCUGACUGGCGUUACUCUGCCUCCCUGCGAGCAGGAAUGCACAGCUCUGUGCACCUGGAAGAGGCUGGCAUUCUACGAGCUGGUCCAGGAGGGCCUGAUCAGCAGUGGCCAACAGUAUCCAGUGCGACACCAGAACCAGAGGCAGGAGAGGUGUCCCCUCCAGUCGGUGCUGGUGUCAACAGCAACAGCUGGACCUUUAAAUACGGACCAGGCAACCCCAAACAAUCUGGUCCCGGUGAGUUGCCAGACAAAUUCAUUAUCCCAGGAUCUCCUGCAAUCAUCUCCAUCCGGCAGGAGCCUACUAACAGCCAAAUUGACAAAAGUGACUUCAUAACCUUCGGCAAAAAGGAGGAGACCAAGAAAAAGAAGAAAAAGAAGAAGGGUAACAAGAUCCAGGAGAAAAAAGAGAAAGGGAACAGCACGACUGACAACAGUGACCAGUGAGGUCAUCUAAUGGAAACAAGCCACUUAGCCAGUUUUUGUAAUAAUGGCAAAUCUCUCCCAUGUAGCAACUCCCUACUCCUUUUUCCUAUCCACAUGAGCCCUCUCUUAUAGACCUCAGAAAUCUGCAGAAAGUUCCCUAUGUCUGUCUAGAUCACAUUUAACAAGUUUUGUCUUAAAAGCUUUACUAAGUCUGGUGUUAACUCUCUCUCUCCACUCUGGCUUGUUUUCAGAACCUAAAAAGCAGACCCAAGUCUCCUUUCUCCUCCGCCACAAAGGAGAGGCUUCCCAGCCCCGCCAGUGAGAGGUUGGACUCUCUGCCCUGUGCUCCGGGGAUCCUGUCUUGAUGACACUUUCAGGGCAGGCUGAAAGGUUUUGAGAUUGAGCAGCUUGAGUGUCUGUGGCCGCUGGGUAUGUGUGGCCACCGGGGAAUAUGUUGGCUGGGAUGGGCCAGAUUAGACUAGGAGGGCUGGGAAACAAAGGCAAAUCAACAGUGGGAAAUGUGAAACGAAAAGGUACCAGACUUUCUAAAUCUUACAGCUGAAGAGGCGGUGGCCACCCUCUAGCAGACAAAACUCCCCCCAUUGACAAGGCUUUAGGAAUCCCUAAGUCUCUUGGCUGUGGUGUCAUUAUACCUAAAACCUGCAUUUUACCUACAAGCCAAUAGUUCAGUGUUUAACAGGGGGCCAACCAGGGCAACAGAAGCAGAUCUGAUGUGUUUCCUGUAUAUGUCCUUGUGCUCACUUUAUUAAAAAUUCUUUUGCACACAAUGUUAUGAAAAGGUCAGAUUCUUUUCCGACAACACAUAUGCAAAAGCAAAAGAAAACCCCAGCACCUCACUUUAUGCUGUUUGUUGAUAGAUUUAUUUAAAAAAGAGAAAAUCUAUAACUAUAAAUCUUUAAAGAGAAAUAUGAUGAAUUCAAUUCCCCUAAACUAUCCUCGAAAGAGAAUUCAGUCUACAGCCAUUUAAAUGAUCAUUGCUGCUACAGAAGUGCUUUAAGAGAAUUGCCUGAAACAUCUGUAUUAUACCAGCCAGCUGCCAAUCACAGCUUUACUCUUUCAGGUCACUCUGGGGCUGCCUCUUGCAUGUAUUAAUUACUAAAUAAAUGGAUCUUUCUCUCUCUGUUUUCUAAGAAACAAUUAUGUGCACUUUGAAUACACAACCUUCUCUAACCAACUAUAUCAAGACCCAGAAAUUGAAGAAAAAUGUUGUUUUCUCAUACAUACAGUGAGCAGACUUUCCAAUCCUCUAAUUCUGUGAUUUGUCUUGGUGUGAUCGCCAACACCUUCUCUUUGGUUUAGUUUUCCUUUUCUAUAACACUCUGAAUUGCUAAUCUUGCUAACACCUAUGAUGUUACCUGAGCUCAAUCUCCCAUAUGUAUGCUGUAUGCUAUUAUAAGACUCCUGAUAUAUAUUUACUCUGUGCUUGUGUAUGUGAAUGUUACUGCAACUAUUACCUAGAGUGAACUUUAAGCUUUAUUGUUGAAUGUAAUUCCAUUAUAUUUCCUUUUGUACACCUGUGAAAAAGUGCAGUAGAGUUUUUUUAACCAUUGUUAAUCAACUUUUGUGUAUGAAAGACACAGUAAAAUUUCUUUCUUAAAUCAA